AGCAAUAACAAAGUUACAAUUGUAAAAACAAUUUUUACACAAACAGAUAUAUAAAUAUUCUAUUACAGUUGUGAAAAUUAAGACUAAAGAAAAGAGUGCAUAAAAUUAAAUAGAUCUUAAACAAUUGGAAGCUCUUUUUAAAGAAUGCAUCAGUUUAGGAGAGCUGCUCUUUGAGAAAUUGACAAACAAUUCGAAUAUUAUUAGACAGAUAUUUCAAAAUUUCGUUCCGAAGAAAAUUUUACAAAUUCUUUGCUCACCAAAAUUUGACAUAUUUUCAAUUUCUUUGAGAAAGUUAAUAUGGAAAACAUAGUGUCAAUUCCAUCUUUGACUGGAAAUACAAUACCUAAGUAUUUAUCACGAUGCAAAAUUGUGAACAAUGUAGUAAUUGGCGAGGAAGCGCCUCUUUUUAAAGAAUGCAUCAGUUUAGGAGAGCUGCUCUUUGAGAAAUUGACAAACAAUUCGAAUAUUAUUGGACAGAUUGACCCCAUUACGGAUAAGCGGAUGACAUUUGCUGAAAUGAAGGAGCGUAGCGUUAGAUGUGCGUUAUGGUUGAAAAAGCAAGGAGUGCAACGCGGGGAUAUCAUCGGCAUUUCUACUCAUAAUCAUCUCGAUAGUGUAACAUCCCAGCUUGGAUGUCUUUUCAUUUGCGCGUGUUUUUAUCCAAUGCAUUACGAAUAUAACAUCUGUGACAGUCGAUAUUUUCUUUCGCUAACAAAACCCAAAAUCGUUUUCGUCAAUGCUGAUAUGGUAAAAACUAUGGCGAGGGCUGCGGAGGAAGAAAAUUUGAAUAUUAAAUUCGUGACUUUUGGCUGUGUAAAGGGGUUUAAAAGUUUUCAGGAAAUUAUUCAGGAACAGCAGGAUGCGAUCAAUGAUUUUCGUUGUUCACAAAUUUCUAGUUUGGAGGAGAUCGUUGCACUCUUUCUGUCAUCUGGAAGUACUGGGCCAUCCAAAGCGACAAUGAUGUCGCAUCGUGCCCUGAUUAACAAUAUGCUUUAUGAUACAUCAUUCGCCACGGAGGAUCAAAAAGUGGUAAUGUGGUUCAGUCCAUUGCGAUGGAUUAUGGGUACUAUAACGACAAUUUGGUCGAUCUAUUUCUGCAAGACACGAAUUAUUACUAUGAAGCUUGACAGUGAAGAGACAUGUAAACUGUUAGAGAAAUAUAAUGUGGAAUGGUUUUUAAUUCAACCAGGCGUAAUUGUAAAUAUAUUAAAAAGGGGGCUUUUUCAAAAGUAUCGCUUACCAUCCAUGAAAAAGAUAGUCACCGGUGGUGUAGCUACAAAGCCACACUUAUUUGAGGCCAUUAUAAAGGCAUUGCCGCAUGUAGAAAUUAUAUAUGCUUUAGGUAUGAGCGAGAUUUGUGGUACUAGUUCUGUACAGAAACAAGGUGACAAAGUAGGGUCUGUCGGUUAUGUGCUUAAAAAUGUACAAUUAAAAGUAAUUGAUGUGGAUACUGGGGAAACAUUGGGCCCAAAUACAGUUGGUGAAUUUUUUUGGAAAUCGCCAUACGUAAUGACAGGAUAUUAUAAUAAUCCUGAAGCUACCAGAAAAACUUUAAGCGAAGAUGGUUGGCUACGCAGUGGUGAUUUAGGUUAUUAUGAUGAGGAUGGUGAACUUUUUGUAUGCGACAGAAUAACGGAAGCUAUUAGAUUCUUAGGACACAUGAUUUAUCCGGCUGAAAUCGAGAAGGUGCUUCAGACUCAUCCAGCAGUGCGCGAAGUUGCCGUAGUACGUUCGCAAAAUGAUAUUUUUGAAGAAUGUCCACUUGCCUUUGUAUCGAUAUUUUCGAACCAGAAGGUAACAGCGGAGGAGUUGAUAAAAUUGGUAGAGAAUAACUUGGAAGACUGUAAACAUCUUCGAGGUGGUGUAUAUUUCUUGGACGAGCUUCCGCAUACAGAUACCGGCAAGAUCGCGAGGAAACAACUUAGAGAAAUGGCUAAGCAUAUUAUAUUCGAUGACGAAUCUAUCAAAAAUAUAAAAUAAUUUAUUUAAUAUUAA
Pogonomyrmex barbatus (red harvester ant) is the source of this 1995-nucleotide messenger RNA. Its product is annotated as luciferin 4-monooxygenase-like. Lineage: Eukaryota; Metazoa; Arthropoda; Insecta; Hymenoptera; Formicidae. The record is from RefSeq and is a predicted model, not a curated record. Gene Ontology annotation, molecular function: CoA-ligase activity.